AUGGCCAAGGAAGAGGUUGAUAACUACGACGCCAGAUUGCCGGUUGUGUUGCCGUUCUCUCAUCCGCUUGCGUCUAAAAAGCUGAACAAGAAGGUGUUGAAGACAAUCAAGAAGGCGUCCAAGGCCAAGAUCGCCAAGCGCGGAGUCAAAGAAGUCGUCAAAUCUUUGCGUAAAGGCGACAAGGGCCUUGUAAUUAUUGCUGGCGACAUCUGGCCUGCCGACGUUAUUUCUCAUAUCCCCGUUCUGUGCGAGGACAACAAGGUCCCUUAUGUUUUUGUUCCCUCCAAGGAGGAUCUGGGCCAUGCUGGAUCAACCAAGCGUCCCACCUCUUGUGUGAUGGUUACCCCCGGUGGAGCUCAAAUUAAAGACAAAGAGAAGCUUGAGGAUUUCCAGAAGAGCUAUGACGAGAUCGUUAAGGAGGUCGAAGCUUCUGCUUAA
Wickerhamiella sorbophila is the source of this 438-nucleotide messenger RNA. Its product is annotated as H/ACA ribonucleoprotein complex subunit 2. Gene Ontology annotation, cellular component: box H/ACA snoRNP complex; nucleolus. Lineage: Eukaryota; Fungi; Ascomycota; Dipodascomycetes; Dipodascales; Trichomonascaceae. The transcript has a single exon. The coding region runs from base 1 to 438 and encodes 145 amino acids. Gene Ontology annotation, biological process: rRNA pseudouridine synthesis; ribosome biogenesis; snRNA pseudouridine synthesis. The record is from RefSeq and is a predicted model, not a curated record. Gene Ontology annotation, molecular function: box H/ACA snoRNA binding.